Molecule: messenger RNA, 795 nt
Organism: Rhagoletis zephyria (snowberry fruit fly)
Lineage: Eukaryota; Metazoa; Arthropoda; Insecta; Diptera; Tephritidae
Source: RefSeq, a predicted model, not a curated record
AUGGUGUUUUCAGAAACAGCAAACACUACAACUAAAUUAAGAGUUGUAUUUGAUGGAGGAAAUGGUCGACCAAAAAAUAUUUCUCUCAACGAAGAGCUCGCUUCUGGUCCGCCUUUGCAGAACGACCUACCCAGUAUAAUUACUCGUUGGCGUUGUCAUAAAAUUGCAUUUACAGACGAUUUGGAGAAAAUGUUUCGCCAAGUAAUGGUUUGCGAUGAACAUCAGAAAUUUCAGUGUAUUUUGUGGAGAGAUGAUGUAAGAAAGAACAUCAGCAUCUAUAAAUUGCGCACUGUUACGUAUGGCACUACCUCAGCUUCGUAUUUAGCCAUACGUGUUCUUCGUCAAUUAGCACGUGAUGAAAACUCUGAAUUCCCUCUCGCAAGCAAUAUAUUUCUGAACGACAGCUAUGUGGAUGACAUAACAUCAGGCACUGAUUCCAUAACAGAUACAAUAGAGUUACACCAGCAGUUAAGUAACCUUUCUAAACGUGGCGGAUUCAAUUUGAGAAAAUGGAAUUCAAACUCGAAUGAAUUGAUGAACGUUAUCCCUCCUGAAAACCGCGAUAACGCUGAUGCUUAUAAAUUGAAAGAUGAGAACUUUGUCAAAGCUUUAGGCCUUUAUUGGGAAAUAAGCGAGGAUCACUUAUGCUUUAAACUUAACUUCAGUUUCGCUUCUACGGUAACCAAAGGUAGUAUGCUAUCGGACGCGGCGAAGCUGUUUGAUCCUCUGGGAUGGCUAGCGCCGGUUACUAUCGUAGCCAAAUUAUGUUUCAACGUUUGUGGAAAGAAAAUUUAG